GAUCGAGUGAAUGGUGGAGGACCGGUGGUUUUUUCUACCAUAAAAAGGGACCCGGGGCUUGACUUUUCUGGGGACGGACGUGUGGAGUACCGUGCAAGGUGGAAUAUUCUUCCAUUCGGCAGGACAGAUUUGCACUUGCGGAGGAGCCCAGGACUGGAGGCAGAGCAUGGAGAACCUGGUCUUCACAGUGCUUCAUUGUCACCAGGAGCGCCAGCGGACGGGGGGCUAGUCCUGAUGGCAGGCGCCUGGGCCGUGGCCUGCGCGGGACGCUUGCUCUAGAAGCUUAUUGGAGGGGCCACACUUCACCAGGAGACAUCUACAGGACGUGUGCCCAUGAGGUCGUCAACGCUGGCCUUGCUCAUCCUGAUCAGCGUCCAGGCUGCAGUGCGUAUUGGAGGGGACGCCCAGGGGACCUCUGGCCGAAACACGGCAGAGCCAUCCAGGACAUCAGCUGGCACCCAAACCUCCAACCCCAGCCAGCAGCAGCAGCAGGACUCCCACUCACAUCCCAUCCCGGUGGUGGACCCUAAACUGUUCAACAAACGGCGCUAUCGUUCACCUCGGGUGCUGUUUAGUGCUAUGCCCCCAGGAGUCGAAAUAGACGGGGUCCCCGGGCCAAGCCCACGAGUGCGGCGAAAGGCUAAUAAGCCACUGCACCGGGGUGAGUACUCGGUGUGUGACAGCGUCAACCGCUGGGUGGACAACAAGACCAGGGCCACGGACAUGGCAGGCAAUGAGGUAACUGUGCUGCCCAACUUCAACAUUGAGAAUGUGUCUAUCAAGCAGUACUUCUUUGAGACCACUUGCCGUGGCGGUGGCCGCUCAGGUGCCUCAGGCUGCCGAGGCAUUGACGGACGCCACUGGAACUCUUACUGCUCCAACACACACACGUUCGUGCGAGCGCUCACCUCCUUCCAGAGCCAGGUGGCCUGGCGGUACAUCCGCAUCAACACAGCCUGCGUGUGUGUGCUCAGCCGCAAGUCUUGGAGGCACUGAGGGCACGUAGAUGUUCCCGCUAUCCAUGCAGCCUCCAACCACCCCUCCAGAGUCCCGACCAACCAUCCUGCCAGACCCCACCCUCAACCUCUUCUCAAAACAGCCACAACUGCCUUAAUGCCAACCAGCAGCCCCACCCCCACCCACUAUACCCCUUUGA
Scleropages formosus (Asian bonytongue) is the source of this 1156-nucleotide messenger RNA. It is a transcript of the gene ngfa, whose product is annotated as nerve growth factor a (beta polypeptide). Gene Ontology annotation, molecular function: growth factor activity; nerve growth factor receptor binding. Gene Ontology annotation, cellular component: axon; synaptic vesicle; dendrite. The coding region runs from base 334 to 996 and encodes 220 amino acids. The record is from RefSeq and is a predicted model, not a curated record. Gene Ontology annotation, biological process: cell surface receptor protein tyrosine kinase signaling pathway; modulation of chemical synaptic transmission; neuron projection morphogenesis. Lineage: Eukaryota; Metazoa; Chordata; Actinopteri; Osteoglossiformes; Osteoglossidae. The transcript is spliced from 4 exons.